Messenger RNA from Coffea eugenioides, 1066 nucleotides. RefSeq lists its product as uncharacterized. The transcript is spliced from 3 exons. The coding region runs from base 22 to 885 and encodes 287 amino acids. Gene Ontology annotation, molecular function: chromatin binding. The record is from RefSeq and is a predicted model, not a curated record. NCBI's taxonomy places the organism in Eukaryota, Viridiplantae, Streptophyta, Magnoliopsida, Gentianales, Rubiaceae.
UUUUACACUUGGGAUGCAUUAAUGCUUGAACUGGCAAAACAUUUACACACAGUACACACAGUAGCAGCUAUGGGGAGUGAUAACAAUUCGGCGGAAGGGAUGGCAAUCGACGACGACAAGGAGGAGGCGGUGCCACCGUCUGAGCCACCGCAACAGAUGUUACCUAAAAUUCCCGACACUGACUUAACAAACGAAAGAGAGCUGAAGAAAUUGAAGCUUGCCGAGGUAGAAGAUAAAGAAGAAGACGAGAGCAGAAAAGUAGCUAUAGCUGCUCUCCCCUUAGCCAUGGCUGCUCCAACAAGCAGUGAUGACGAGGAGACCAUUGAGGAGAAUCCGCACCCUAUUGGUAAACUUGUUAGGGUUUCUGGAAAAGGAACAGGCAGGAGGAAGCAUUACAAAUCUUUUGGAUAUGAUGGAAAUCGGUAUGAUCUGGAGGAUCCUGUGCUCUUAGCUCCUUAUGAACCAAAUCAGAAACCUGACCUGGCCAUAAUUAAGGACAUAACUCAAACAAAAGGUGGGAGGAUGAUGGUAAUUGGGCAAAGAUUUUAUCGUCCUGGAGAGGCAGAAAAGAAAGAUGGUGGAUUUUGGCAAUCCAAUAAUACAAGAGAGCUGUUUUACAGCUUUCAUAAGGAUGAGUUUCCGGCAGAGUCUGUCAUGCACAGAUUUGUGGUGCAUUUUAUACCUCCAAAAAUGCAGAUCCCACCCAGAACAGAGCAGCCUGGUUUCAUUGUGCAAAAGGUGUAUUUAACUAAACGAAAACUGCUCUUCAAGCUUCAAGAUGCUGGAGCCAAUAAAGAAGAAGAGAUUGAUCUCCUUGUUCAGAAGACAAAAUCACGGCUAGGAAAUCUGCCUAACAUUCAGCCUAAGGAUGCUGUUGCUCAUUAGGGACAUCUAUGCUUUUUUUUUUUUGUCAAAACGAUAACAUUUGUAUUGAUUUAAAACUUGAUAAUACAAGUAUGCUUUACAAAAGGGGCUAGCUGUCCUCACAAUCAUUUCUUGCUAGAUCUUUAAUCCAGCUUGGGAAAUUUGAUUCCCAAUAUACAUCAUUAACUAGCUUCAAGGCAAA